GACCCCACCGGAGUCAGAGCAAGGGCAAGGGAACUGCACCAGCAGCUCACCGUGCGCUGCAAAAACACCCCGUGGCAACCCUUUCGAGAAGACGAGCUGCGCCCCAUCAUGGCCAGAUGGAAGAACAACAAAAGCACCGGGGUAGAUCGCAUUUCCCUGGAGGCGAUCCGCUACAUUUCCCUCAUUAGGGGAGGACUAGGGAGGAUUCUGUGGUUGCUCAACGACAUCCUCUACGUCUCCAAGCUACCCCCGGGGCUUGACGAUGGACUGGCGGUGCUUCUUCCCAAGGUCACGGUCCCACUUGAAUUUGCGGACACCAGACCCAUAACUCCCUCCAACAUCCUGCUGAAGACCCUGGCACAACUGCUACUGAGAAGGGGGCUCCCCCUGCUGCGCCCCAUAGGCAGCCUGCAAUUCUGCAAGACGGGGAGCCAAUCUGUUGAGCUCAUAUUGGCCCUCAGUUCCCCGGACUCGCCGUCCCUGUUCUCUGCAGGGAUAGGGGAGGCCAUCGACCAGGUCACCCGGGACAUGGAAGGAAAGGAGACCCGGGGAGACCACCCCCGUUUGCCGCCAGCGCCGUUUGGCAUUGGA
Symbiodinium necroappetens is the source of this 591-nucleotide messenger RNA. The record is from the annotation of a GenBank genome assembly. NCBI's taxonomy places the organism in Eukaryota, Dinophyceae, Suessiales, Symbiodiniaceae.